GAGUCAACAAACGCUCCAAAAAAUAUCGAUUUGCUCAAAAUCUUUACGCCAGCAACAGAUGCCAAUGAAAUUGUUCCAAGAAAUCGCAAGUUAUAUUCUUCAUCGGCAUUUUAUUCACCUGCAUUGCAUCCAACGGUGGAAGAUCAGGUGGAACUAGCACGCAGAAUAUCACAUUCAUUGAGCGACAUAAGCAACCAGAAAUCGAAAGGACAAUCAAUGUAUGUGAAUCGCAAAAAACGCUCUGUUAAAUGGGUUCAUGAAGGUGCUGGGCAAGAUUCAUCUGCCAAGGAACAAAGUUAUCAGGAGAAAUUCAAAGAAAAUAAUGCGUCUCUUAACACUGCAACACAAUCACCAACUCUAAGCUCACCACUUAAUCAAGUGCCUCUUCGAUUUUUAAUGAAUCCAUUUGGAAAGAUUCGUGACAUAACGUCAGUGAGUGACUCAUUUAAUAUUGAAACUGGUCUUUUAUCUCCUAAUAAAUGUGCGGAACUCGUGACGGCGUUACAGACUCAAAAGGGCAAAGGUGCUGAACUUUUUGCCAAGCGCCGAAGGAAAUCUGAGAAAUGGGUAGUUGAUGAUACAAAUACAGGCAUUGAAAGUCCAUCCGGUCUUCCAGAUUACCAUCAGCAGCAGUCACAGUUCAAGCCAGCAGCAUCUCCGAGUAUUUUACCUGCUUAUUCUGACGCCGGAAAGCACCGUGUACAAUUGAAUUUGCAUCAAGAGCAAGUACUAGAAAAAUAUAUUAAACCUGGUUUGAAAGUAGUUAAAACGCCAUGGGAAGCAGCACUUGAGACUGGUUCAGCUAGCACAGCUUUUAUAGACGACGUCCAACAUACUCAGCAUGCAAAAACACCAACAUUAUCUCCAAUCCCAGUAACGGAUUAUAAAUCUAGUCACCACCACACUACCAACCCAGUGGCAUAUAAGAACGGCUUCAUAGCUGAUUACAGCAUAACACCUUCUCAUGAGCAACCACAGAAACAUUUUCCAACAGUCAAACCAGACUUCGGCCACAACCCUCAACGAGAGUUGGCAUAUAAGCCUAGUUUAGCAAAAGGUUGGAAAGCGCCCAGUCCUUCACUACCGAAAGAGCUUUAUUUACCUAAGGAAAUAUCAUUGGAAAGUUAUGCUCCACCACCGGUGAUAACCAUGAAGGAACCCGGGAACUUUAAGUCAUCUCGAGGUUUCGCAUCAACAAUGCUUCCCAGAACUGGUACCUUCCCUUUGGCGAAACCAAAUCCCGUUGAAUUCAGAAGUUACGGUCAACCAAAUAGCAGUGGACAAGUACACCAAGAAACUUCUCAGCUUGUGCCACAAAUAAAUUAUAAUAUAUUACCAUUACCUUAUGACAAGAUCGCUAAGUUCGAGAAUGUUGGUGAGCAAGCACAAAACAAUGAUUACAACACACAAAUUCGACGAAUAUCUGUUAAGUCUAACCAUAGCCAAAAUUCAAAUAUUCUGUCAACAUCAUUCGGAGAAAAAUCAGCCAAUGGCGAGUGGUUGACAACUUCGCCAUAUCAUUCUAAGUUUCCGACAACGAAUAUUAAUUAUGUUGAGACUUCUCCAGUCUACACAAAACGAAUUAAUCCCAAUGCUUUAUUGCAUGGUCAAAAUUAUAAUAAUACAGCGCGUGGCUGGAAGUCAAGUGCCGUGUGUUCCUGUAAGUCGCCAUGUGAUAACAAUUUUAAGGCCCCCAAUAUUGGAAACUUACCUUACACAGAUUUUUAAAAAAUGUAUAUGUAUAUGUACUAAAUCGUGAAUUGUCAAAUACGUGAAAUCUUAUGAAGAUACGAAAUUUAUGUAUAUAUUUCCAUUACAUUAUUUCGUAUAAGUUUUUCGACAUUUUAUACUAUAUUUUACAUCAUGAUAUUAUAUAAUAGUUGCAAAUGCACAUAUCAACUUAAUAGUCAAAUAUAUAUGAUUUUUUCUUCUUUUUUACCCUAUGGAAGCAAAAUAACAAUAAUCCGAUCUUGUUUGUCUAUUUAUAUAAGUUUACACAACUGUAAGCGUGCUAUAAUUGAAUAUCAUUAACUCAGUGAAAAAUUAACACUGAUUCUUAAAAUUUCGAAUAAAUUAUCCUACACUUGAAUAAACAAUGAUUAAAAAAUUAAA
Bactrocera latifrons is the source of this 2112-nucleotide messenger RNA. Its product is annotated as abnormal long morphology protein 1-like. Gene Ontology annotation, cellular component: actin cytoskeleton; Z disc; nucleus. Gene Ontology annotation, molecular function: actin binding. Gene Ontology annotation, biological process: positive regulation of actin filament bundle assembly. The record is from RefSeq and is a predicted model, not a curated record. Lineage: Eukaryota; Metazoa; Arthropoda; Insecta; Diptera; Tephritidae.